Messenger RNA from Ordospora colligata OC4, 687 nucleotides. RefSeq lists its product as uncharacterized. NCBI's taxonomy places the organism in Eukaryota, Fungi, Microsporidia, Ordosporidae. The transcript has a single exon. Gene Ontology annotation, biological process: regulation of transcription by RNA polymerase II. The coding region runs from base 1 to 687 and encodes 228 amino acids. Gene Ontology annotation, molecular function: cyclin-dependent protein serine/threonine kinase regulator activity. Gene Ontology annotation, cellular component: nucleus. The record is from RefSeq and is a predicted model, not a curated record.
AUGAAUACGAAUAACAAUCGCAUAUCGAAAGAGGAAGUAAAAGGAUUCAUAGGUGCAAGAUUCAUCAUGGAUUCAUGCAUGCUGCUGAACCUUUCAUGCAGAGUUAGAUACAAGGCAUUAAUGUUAUUCCAUACAUUCAGUGAUGGAAUGGAAUUCAGUGGCUUAUGCAUGGCCUCGGUUCUUCUAGCAUCAAAACUGGAAGAAGAAAUGUGCACAAUAAAAAGGAUAGUGUAUGUAUUCAACUAUCUGUACACACAGUAUGAAUCGAAACCAAUGCCACUGACAAACCGCUUGUCAAUCAGACUCAAGGAAGGAUGCAUAGUCGCAGAGACAGAGAUGCUCAAGAGACUCGGAUUUGACGCUCAGUUUGAGGAUGUGUAUUCAUGCAUGACAGAGUUUGCACAAACAAGCAGACUUCCAUCUGAAUUUAUCCAGAAAUGCUUCAACAUCCUCAAUACACUGCUUCAAUCGCGUGAAGUAAAGCAAAUGAACCUUCAGGCAUUGAUGAAAGCAACUGUCCAGUCAUGCAUUGGAACAUCUAAGAUACUAGAUGACAUCCUGUACAGAUACAAUACGCUUGAUGCCAAGAAGUUUGAUCUGAACACAUUUGAGGAGGUGAAAUCCAUAAGAAAAAUAGAUAACAACAUGAUUCAGAACUUUGUAAAAAGACAAAGGCAUGAACAGUAA